CUAAAACAAGAAGAAGAAAAAUGCAGUAAAAACAUUAACAAAACUCGACCAAUCAAACUGAUUUUACAAGACAAAACAAACUCAAAACAAAUUUCACUCUUUAAAUACCCUUUUUUUCUGUGAAAACCAAAAACCCUGCAUCUUUCAUUUUUGUUGUGAAAAAAAGUAGAAGAAAGCUUCAAGAAAACUGAAUUAUGGGUUGUUGUCAAUCGUCUUUUCGAACAGAGACUCAACAACAACAACAACAACAACAACAACAACAACAACAAGAGACUCAGAACCAUAACCAAUCAGGUUCGGGUGCUGUACCAGUCGUCCCGGUUGUUGCUAAUGGAGUCCCUUGUUUCUCAGAGUUCUCUUUGGCCGACCUCAAAGCAGCCACCAAUAAUUUCAGUUCAGAUAACAUAGUUUCUGAGAGUGGGGAAAAGGCUCCUAACCUUGUUUAUAAAGGUCGUUUGAAAAACAGGAAAUGGAUUGCUGUUAAGAAGUUCACUAAGAUGGCUUGGCCUGACCCCAAACAGUUUGUGGAGGAAGCUUGGGGAGUAGGGAAGUUGAGACACAAGAGGCUGGCAAAUUUGAUAGGGUAUUGCUGUGAUGGAGAUGAAAGGUUGCUUGUUGCUGAGUACAUGAUAAAUGAUACUCUCGCUAAGCAUUUGUUUCAUUGGGAAAAUCAAACCAUUGAGUGGACAAUGCGAUUAAGAGUAGCUUUCUGCAUUGCUGAGGCUUUAGAUUAUUGUAGUAAUGAGGGUCACCCAUUAUACCAUGAUCUAAAUGCUUACAGGGUUAUCUUUGAUGAGGAUGGUGAUCCACGUCUUUCAUGUUUUGGCCUGAUGAAGAAUAGCAGGGAUGGGAAAAGUUAUAGUACUAAUCUUGCUUACACACCGCCGGAAUAUCUAAGAAACGGGAGAGUCACCCCUGAAAGCGUAAUGUACAGCUUUGGCACUGUUCUUCUUGAUUUGAUAAGUGGGAAGCACAUCCCUCCUAGUCAUGCACUUGAUAUGAUACAAGGCAAAAACAUCCUCCUCCUCAUGGAUUCACAUUUAGAGGGAAAAUUUUCGACCGACGAGGCAACUGUGGUUGUUAGCCUUGCCUCUCAGUGUUUGCAUUAUGAACCAAGGGAGCGGCCCCAUACAAGGGACCUUGUUGCCACACUGGCUCCGUUGCAAACCAGAGCUGAUGUUCCGUCUUAUGUCAUGCUUGGGAUCUCAAAGUAUGAGGAAGCUCCAUCGACUCCACAACAUCCGCUUUCGCCGAUGAGUGAAGCCUGUUCACGACUUGACCUCACAGCAAUUCAUCAAAUAUUGGUGAUGAAUCACUACAAGGAUGAUGAAGGAUCAAAUGAGUUAUCUUUCCAAGAGUGGACUCAACAGAUGAGGGAUAUGCUUGAGGCUAGGAAGCGAGGGGACUCUGCAUUCCGUGAUAAAGAUUUUAAAACCGCCAUUGACUGUUAUUCCCAGUUCAUAGAUGUGGGAACCAUGGUCUCCUCCACUGUUUUCGCUAGGCGCAGUCUGUGCUAUCUAUUCUGUGAUCAAGCAGAUGCUGCUCUGGCAGAUGCGAUGCAGGCGCAAAUUGUGAAUCCUGAUUGGCCAACAGCCUUUUACAUGCAGUCAAUUGCACUUGCCAAACUAGACAUGCAGAAGGAUGCGACGGACAUGCUGAACGAAGCUGCUGGACUUGAAGAAAAGAAGCAACAAGGCAUGAAGGGAUCAUCAUGAGGGAAAAACAUUGUAUUGAUCUUAAUCCUCUAUACCCAUUCUUGUUGAGGCUACCCAAAGUUUAUGUAAAAAUGCACAAUUUGGAGGCUACACCAUGUUAAAGCCAACUUAUAAGUUAAACCCCUUCCAGCUACUGUUGUGAAAUAGAAGCAGAUUAUUAAACUGAGUUUUCAUGUAGAGUGAGAGCAGCUAAGCAAACAUGCGUUUCAAGUCUGCAUAUUCAGUUUCAUCCCUGUAAUUGAAUUAUAUACUACACUGUUUAUGAAUAUUUUAUUAAGAAC
Messenger RNA from Hibiscus syriacus, 1996 nucleotides. RefSeq names its product serine/threonine-protein kinase BSK1-like. Gene Ontology annotation, molecular function: ATP binding; protein binding; protein kinase activity. The record is from RefSeq and is a predicted model, not a curated record. The transcript is spliced from 9 exons. Gene Ontology annotation, biological process: brassinosteroid mediated signaling pathway; protein phosphorylation. Lineage: Eukaryota; Viridiplantae; Streptophyta; Magnoliopsida; Malvales; Malvaceae. The coding region runs from base 195 to 1715 and encodes 506 amino acids.